AUGAGAGCUGGAUUUGACGUGGUUCAAGGUGCUCUUGAGUUGAUCCAGCCCCAUGAACAAUGGGACUACAACAACACUCUUGGUGCUUAUGUUACCUCAACUGCGACAACUUCAAGCUCAUUGAAUGGUUUUAGCGACUACAGUUCAAAGGCGCCUGCAAACAUAGAGAGACCAAACGAGCUCUCUGAAUGGGUUGAACAUGUUACCAAGACGCUCGUUGAAGACUUGCCUCAAGAGUCCAACCUUGAAGAUCAGAGCUUCCACACGGAUGCCACUUUGCCAGCUGCUAAUUACGGUGUUGUUUCACCUGACGUGUGUGAAACAAGACCUCGGAAGAUAGCCAGGGGGAACUGGUCGGAUGAUGUUAGGUCAUGUGGUGAUCAGGGUAAUAAAGGGUUGAAUUUGAUUGCGCUUUUGUUUGAGUGUGCAGUUGCUAUUUCGGUUGAUAAUUUGGGUGAGGCUCAUAGGAUGGUUCUUGAGUUAACCCAAAUGGCUUCUCCUUAUUCACCUUCUUGUGGUGAGAGAGUUGUUGCUUAUUUUGCAAAAGCCAUGGCUAGUAGGGUUGUGAACUCAUGGCUAGGGGUUUGCUCACCAUUGACUAAUCACAAGCUCAUUCAUGGUGCUUUUCAAGUCUUCAACAACAUCUCUCCUUUUGUCAAGUUUGCUCAUUUCACCUCUAACCAAGCCAUUCUCGAGGCUUUUCAACGUCGAGAAAGGGUCCACAUAGUGGACCUUGACAUCAUGCAGGGUUUGCAGUGGCCAGCACUGUUUCACAUAUUGGCCACACGAAUGGAAGGGCCACCGCAUGUGAGGAUGACUGGCAUGGGUACUUCCAUGGAACUUCUUGUGGAAACAGGGAAACAACUCUUGAAUUUCGCAAAACGUCUAGGAAUGUCUUUCGAGUUCCAUCCUGUGGUCAAGAAAUUCGGAGAUGUAGCUGAUCUCUCCAUGCUACAAAUCCGAAGAGGUGAUGCACUAGCUGUACAUUGGCUUCAACAUUCGCUUUAUGACGCCACAGGGACUGACUGGAAAACCAUGAGACUCCUUCAAGAACUCAAACCUCGAAUCAUCACCCUUGUCGAACAAGACAUAUCCCACGGAGGCUCAUUCUUGGAUCGUUUUGUUGGUUCCCUCCAUUACUAUUCUGCCAUAUUCGACGCUCUUGGAGCGUUCCUCCCAAGCGACGACAACAGUCGCCACCGUGUUGAGCACUCGUUGAUCCAUAGAGAGAUCAACAACGUGCUUGCGGUGGGCGGACCAGGGAGGAGCGGUGAGGAUAAAUUCAGGGUGUGGAGAAGUGAACUUGGGAGAAAUGGGUUUUUACAGGUACCAAUGAGCGGGAACUCACUGGCACAGGGUCAAUUGAUUCUUAACAUGUUUCCACCAACACAUGGAUAUACUUUGGGUCAAGUGGAUGGGACGCUUCGGUUAGGGUGGAAAGAGACUGCUUUGUACACUGCUUCUGCCUGGACUUGUCAUGUCUCAAGAUAA
Molecule: messenger RNA, 1491 nt
Organism: Lactuca virosa
Lineage: Eukaryota; Viridiplantae; Streptophyta; Magnoliopsida; Asterales; Asteraceae
Source: the annotation of a GenBank genome assembly